Colletotrichum paranaense is the source of this 1155-nucleotide messenger RNA. RefSeq lists its product as uncharacterized. NCBI's taxonomy places the organism in Eukaryota, Fungi, Ascomycota, Sordariomycetes, Glomerellales, Glomerellaceae. The coding region runs from base 1 to 1155 and encodes 384 amino acids. The transcript has a single exon. The record is from RefSeq and is a predicted model, not a curated record.
AUGGCCUCAAAUAUCCACCUCCCAGAACCCAAGGUCGAAGCGGCGCAACCUGAAGCAGCAAUGUGUCACGUCGACGCGGCAAAACUCAAGGAAGAACAAACUCACUCGACAGGCCCGCCAGUCCGGACUUUUCCUUUCGGACAGCUCUCUUAUGACCUUCAAUACGAAGUGCUCCGCUUCUGCGACUACCCUACUGCAACUCUUCUAACAUCCACAAACCGACAUUUCUACGAGGCACUUCAUCCAAAGAUAGAAUAUGCGAUUCCCGCAUCCGAACGACUGGAAGUAAUUCAAAGAGUUGACCGAGAUCAUCGAAACGAGUUUUGGGCUUGUUAUAAAUGCCUGAAAGUCUUUCCGAGGUCCAAAUUCGGGGAUAGCCUCACGGCUGCGAAGAAAAGCAGACAGCAGCGGGCACACACGCAAACGUUCCGGAAAUCGCGCCGCUGUUGGACCUGCGCCAUCGAGAACAACUACUAUGCCGACCUAGAGCCUGUUAAAAAGGAUAGAGUCUCGUAUUUCCCUUGUCAUGGCUGUGGAUUUCUUGGUACAGAGUUCAAUAGGUGUCGGGGCAAUCGCGCAUCAGGCAUUAUCGUCAACAGACAGUGCCACAAAGACAAGGAAUUCUCGCCUUUGGAACUUCUUUCUGGGGAGAUUCUCCGACUAAUCAUCGGCCAAUUGGAUUAUCUCGACGCCAUCCACCUACGCAUCGCCAGCUGCUCGAUGAUGCAUCAAGUCAAGCUUGACUGGGUAGCCAUUCACAGACGCUUUACCUUUGUCUUCGCGAGAGAAGCGCCUCUGGUUGAGCUGGUAUACAGAGAAAUAUUCGAAAGUGUAGAUGAAAGUCUCGGCCCGGAGUCGAGAGAGAUGCUAGGGAAGACAUACACGUACCCAUGUUACAGCUGUUUCAAGGUCAAACCUGCUGCUAAGUUCCUUGACAAGACUCUACAGUUCAUAGGGGAAGAGCCAGAUCGCUUCUGGCGGCGCCGGUGUCGCCAUUGUUGCACGAUUGCGGCUGGUGAGCCCGAGAUUUUGGAUGAGUGGUACAGGCGUCAUCUCUGCUCCGACUGCGGGUUGAUGAAAGCCAAGGGGGAAGCUUGCCUCGGUUGCUUGGACCCUCCGGUGCUCGCGAAAGCAUGCACGCAAUCACCAGGAUGA